Messenger RNA from Conger conger (European conger), 9981 nucleotides. It is a transcript of the gene cacna1g, whose product is annotated as calcium channel, voltage-dependent, T type, alpha 1G subunit. NCBI's taxonomy places the organism in Eukaryota, Metazoa, Chordata, Actinopteri, Anguilliformes, Congridae. Gene Ontology annotation, molecular function: voltage-gated sodium channel activity; low voltage-gated calcium channel activity. Gene Ontology annotation, biological process: positive regulation of calcium ion-dependent exocytosis; neuronal action potential; membrane depolarization during action potential. The record is from RefSeq and is a predicted model, not a curated record. Bases 323 to 7648 code for a protein of 2441 amino acids. The transcript is spliced from 39 exons. Gene Ontology annotation, cellular component: plasma membrane; voltage-gated calcium channel complex; voltage-gated sodium channel complex.
CAGACGAGGAGUGAAGGCAACGCUUUCGUUGGGGAUUCAGUCACUACGGUGUGAUUUUCGGAUGUUUUGAGCUUUGACAGUUUGAGAUACUUAAAAACAUGGGAACGAAGAGUCCGCGACAGCCAGGGGCUCGAGACCAUGCCUGAAGCGCGAUGCCUGUAAACCUGCCUCUACAGUAAUACUGCCACCCGGAAACUCACCCCGCGAGCCCGACUUUUUCUCUACCUUCCACUCAUUUCGGGCGGCACUUUGCCACGAGCAUUGAUCAUGCGAUGACUGAGCUCGACUUGGGCAUAUCUACAUUAACAAUAACAGGGGGUGAAUGAUGGCCGAAGAUGGGGGAAAUCCGUCAGAGGACCAAAGGGUGAGGGAAGCAGAGGGCAGGUCGUCUCUUCCCCGGACCUUCAUCCGACUUAACGACCUGUCCGGCGGAGGAGAGCGAAGCGAAGUGGAGACCGUUGGACCGGGGGCGAAAGAAAGCGGAGCCGCUGCGGAGGAAGGCUCGUCUAGCGGUGGACAAGCUUUACCCUACCCGUCCUUGGCACCAGUGGUGUUUUUCUACCUGAAGCAAACCACCCGGCCUCGGAGUUGGUGUCUGAAAAUGGUCUGCAAUCCGUGGUUCGAGCGAGCCAGCAUGCUGGUAAUCCUGCUGAACUGUGUGACGCUGGGCAUGUUCCAGCCCUGCGAGGACAGCAAGUGCGUCUCCGAGCGCUGCAGGAUCCUGCAGGACUUUGAUGACUUCAUCUUCGCCUUCUUUGCUGUGGAGAUGGUUAUAAAGAUGGUGGCUCUGGGGAUCUUCGGGAAGAAAUGCUACCUUGGAGACACGUGGAACCGGCUGGACUUCUUCAUCGUGCUGGCUGGGAUGCUGGAGUACUCGCUGAACCUGCAGAAUGUCAGCUUCUCGGCCGUCCGCACGGUCAGGGUCCUGCGUCCUCUCCGAGCCAUCAACCGCGUUCCCAGCAUGAGGAUCCUGGUCACCCUGCUGCUGGACACACUUCCCAUGCUGGGCAACGUGCUGCUGCUCUGUUUCUUCGUCUUCUUCAUCUUCGGCAUCGUGGGGGUGCAGCUGUGGGCGGGCCGGCUCCGAAACCGCUGCUUCCUGCCGGAGAACGUCACCCUUCCCAUGUCCGUAGGGCUGCAGGAAUACUUUCACACGGAGAAUGACGACGAGAACCCCUUCAUCUGCUCGAAGACUGACGACGACGGCAUGCGGCACUGCAACUCCCUGCCGAAGCUGCAGGAGGACGGGCUGCAGUGCCAGCUGGACUACAGCGCCUACAACAGCACUGACAACACCACCUGCGUCAACUGGAACAACUACUACACCAACUGCUUCGCCGGGGCCAACAACCCCUUCAAGGGCGCCAUCAACUUCGACAACAUCGGCUACGCCUGGAUCGCCAUCUUCCAGGUGAUCACUCUGGAAGGAUGGGUGGACAUUAUGUACUUUGUGAUGGACGCCCACUCCUUCUACAAUUUCAUCUACUUCAUCCUCCUGAUCGUAGUAGGAUCCUUCUUCAUGGUCAACCUGUGCCUGGUGGUCAUCGCCACGCAGUUUUCGGAGACCAAGCAGAGGGAGAGCCAGCUGAUGAAGGAGCAGCGGGUGCGCUUCAUGUCCAACGCCAGCACGCUGGCCAGCUUCUCCGAGCCGGGCAGCUGCUACGACGAGCUGCUGAAGUACCUGGUGUACGUGGUGCGCAAGGGCACCCGGCAGCUGUGCCAGCUGGCCCGGGAGGCGGCCCUGAGGACGGGGCUGCGGGUGCGGGCGGCCCCGGUCCCCGAGCAGCCCUCCCACAAGAGGAGGCGGCGGAAACACGCGCAGGGCUCCGUCCACCUGGUGCACCACCAUCACCACCACUACCACCUGGGCAACGGCAGCGUGCCCCCGGGGCGGCCGGGCCCAGAGCCGGGCGACGUGGAGACGGGGUCCCUGCACAACGGCGCUGGUCGCCUCGUGCUCCCGCCCUCGCCCGCGCCCGGGAGCGAGUCCGUGCGCAGCGUUUACCACGCCGACUGCCACAUCGAGCCGCCCAGACCUUCCCCCACCUCCGCCCUCGGCCCUGCGUCUGCCCCCGUCCCCGCCCGGCAGGGCCUCAAGAGGAACUCUAUGCCCUGCACCUUGCCCACAGCACCCAAAAACUACCCCACCUUGCACCCCUCCUCCUCCCUGGAGCAACCCAUCCAGAGGGCCCUGACAGACCCUUCGGGGAGCGGCUGUGGUACCAGCAUCCUCACCAACCUCAACAUACCCCCACCGGCCAUCUGCACUACCCAGUGCCUUGUGGAGACGUACAGUCCUACAGGCAAAGGUCUCUGCAAGUUCACCGCGACCAACUGCAGCAGCAGCAACAUAGAUACCAGCAUGAGCUUUGACCCCGAGAGCUGCCCCUACUGCGCCAAGUCUGCGUGCAACGAUUCGGACGGCACCGACGGGAACGAGACUCACGACUCGGACAGCGAGGGAGUUUACGAGUUCACGCAGGAUGCGCACUACCGGGACAGCAGGGACCCCAACAAGGAGCGCUCGAUUAGGACAAAACUGGGAGUUCGCACUAAGCAGGUGCUGCGCUUCUGGAGGAUGGUGUGCAACACUUUCCGCAAGAUUGUGGACAGCAAGUACUUCGGCCGGGGCAUUAUGAUAGCCAUCCUCAUCAAUACACUCAGCAUGGGCAUCGAAUUCCAUGAACAGCCUGAUGAGCUGACCAAUGCCCUGGAGAUCAGCAACAUUGUCUUCACUAGCCUCUUUGCUCUGGAGAUGCUGCUGAAGGUUCUGGUGUACGGGCCCUUCGGUUACAUCAAGAACCCCUAUAACAUCUUCGACGGCAUCAUCGUGGUGAUCAGUGUGUGGGAGAUCGUUGGCCAGCAGGGUGGGGGUCUGUCGGUGCUGCGGACCUUCAGGCUGAUGCGGGUGUUGAAGCUGGUGCGCUUCAUGCCAGCUCUGCAGAGGCAGCUGGUGGUGCUGAUGAAGACCAUGGACAACGUGGCCACCUUCUGCAUGCUUCUCAUGCUCUUCAUCUUCAUCUUUAGUAUACUGGGAAUGCACCUGUUUGGCUGUAAGUUUGGUUCGGAGCGAGAUGGGGAUACUCUGCCAGACCGCAAGAACUUUGAUUCUCUGCUCUGGGCGAUUGUCACAGUGUUCCAGAUUUUGACCCAGGAGGACUGGAACAAGGUGCUGUACAACGGCAUGGCCUCCACCUCUCCGUGGGCAGCACUCUACUUCAUCGCUCUCAUGACCUUUGGCAACUAUGCCCUCUUCAACCUGCUGGUUGCCAUUUUGGUGGAAGGGUUCCAAACCGAGGAAAUAGCCAAGCGGGAGGACAUGCAUGGCCAGCUCAGUUGCAUUCAGCUUCCGGUAGACUCAGGGGGGGACGCGUCCAAGUCUGAGUCCGAGGCUGACGUCUACGCCCGCAGCAUGGAGGACAUGCAAGGCAGUAAGAAAGAUGUGUCCGCAUCAUCAGUGGUGCCCAGCAAUGGGCAUGUGGACAUGAAGACCAGCCUGACUCCUCCCCUCAUCACCCACACUGCUGCCACGCCAAUGCCCGUGCCCAAGAUCUCAGGUGGGGGGGAGCUGGCCCUGGGUUUUGAGUCCCGCAGGGGUAGCAAUGUGUCUGUGGAUCCCAGCUUCCACGAUGCCAAGUCACCGUCGAGUGCACGCAGCUCCCCGUACGCUCCCUGGAGCACGGCCAGCAGCUGGAACAGCCGGCGGUCCAGCUGGAACAGCCUGGGCCGGGCCCCCAGCCUCAAGAGGCAGAAGCGGCAGUCCGGGGAGCGUCGCUCGCUGCUGUCGGGGGAGGGCCAGUCCAGCUCCGACGAGGAAGGGGGGGUGGGGGGGACCUCGGAGGGCGACGACGCCUCCCUCUCCCGGACCGACUCUCUGCACCAGCACCGGCGCAUGGAGUCCCUGGAGACCAAGAGCUCCUUCGAGCUCCCGCCCGACACGCUCCAGGUGCCCUCCUACCUGUACCGCUCGGCCAGCAUGCACAGCACCCGGCCCCCCAACCUCAGCUCCUCCGACUGCAACGGGAAGAGCUCCCCCAGCGCCGCCCUGCCCCCGCAGCUGUCCCUGGACGACCCGCACAGCGAGGACGACAACGCCGACGAUGAGGUCAACAUGAGUCGCAAAGCCAGGCUGUUCCGGUGGUUCGAGACGAGGCAGCCGGAGUGGUGUCGCCAGAGGAACACCUGGUCUCUCUACCUGUUCCCCCCGCAGUCCAGGUUUCGUGUCACGUGCAGUAAGAUCAUCAAACACAAGAUGUUUGAUCACAUCGUGCUGAGCAUCAUCUUCCUCAACUGCAUCACCAUCGCCAUGGAGAGGCCCAGGAUCGAUCCUACCAGUGCUGAGCGCAUCUUUCUGAGGGUGUCCAACUAUAUCUUCACCUCCAUCUUCGUGGCUGAGAUGACAGUAAAGGUGGCUGCUCUGGGCUUCUGCCUCGGUCAAAACGCCUACCUGAAAAGCAGCUGGAACAUGCUGGACGGCAUGCUGGUGAUGAUCUCCGUCAUCGACAUCCUGGUGUCCAUGAUCUCCGACAGCGGGACCACGAUCCUGGGCAUGCUCAGAGUGCUACGGCUCCUCAGGACCCUACGGCCCCUCAGGGUGAUCAGCCGAGCACCGGGCCUGAAGUUAGUGGUGGAGACCCUGAUGUCCUCUCUGAAGCCCAUCGGGAACAUCGUGGUUAUCUGCUGCGCCUUCUUCAUCAUCUUCGGCAUCCUGGGAGUGCAGCUCUUCAAGGGAAAAUUCUUUGUGUGUGACGGGGAGAACAUCAGAAAUAUCACCAACAGGUCUGACUGUGUUCUGGCCAAUUACAAGUGGAUCAGGCGGAAGUAUAACUUUGACAACCUGGGGCAGGCCUUGAUGUCUCUAUUUGUUCUGGCAUCCAAAGAUGGCUGGGUGGACAUCAUGUACGAUGGACUAGAUGCUGUCGGGGUGAACCAACAGCCUGUGGUGAACUACAAUCCCUGGAUGCUCCUGUACUUCAUCUCCUUCCUGCUGAUCGUGGCGUUUUUUGUGCUCAACAUGUUUGUGGGCGUGGUGGUGGAGAACUUCCACAAGUGCCGACGCCACCAGGAAGCGGAGGAGGCCAAGCGGCGGGAGGAGAAGAGGCUGAAGCGCAUGGAGAAAAAGAGAAGGAAUGUAAUGCUGAGACGUGUCAGUUGGGCUGGCUCAGGAGACACAGAGACAGAAGCCCAGACUAAGCCCUACUACUCCGACUACUCCCCCACUCGGCUGUUGAUUCACAAGAUGUGCACCAGCCACUACCUGGACCUUUUCAUCACCGUGGUUAUCGGUCUCAAUGUCAUCACCAUGGCGAUGGAACACUACCAGGAGCCAGAGAGGCUUUCUGAAGCUCUGAAGAUCUGUAACUACAUCUUCACCCUCAUCUUCGUCCUGGAAUCUGUCUUCAAGUUGGUGGCCUUUGGUUUCCGCAGGUUUUUAAAAGACAGGUGGAACCAGCUGGAUCUGGCCAUCGUACUGCUGUCCAUCAUGGGAAUCACUUUGGAGGAGAUCGAGGUCAAGGCUUCCCUACCCAUCAACCCCACUAUCAUCCGCAUCAUGAGGGUCCUGCGCAUUGCUCGUGUUCUGAAGCUGCUGAAGAUGGCUGUGGGAAUGCAAGCUCUGUUGGACACGGUGAUGCAGGCCCUGCCUCAGGUGGGGAAUCUGGGACUUCUCUUCCUGCUGCUGUUCUUCAUUUUCGCAGCGCUGGGAGUGGAGCUUUUUGGUGAACUAAUAUGCGAUGAGGACCAUCGUUGUGAGGGUCUGGGCCGCUACGCCACCUUCAAGAACUUCGGCAUGGCGUUGUUCCUGCUGUUCCGCGUUUCCACCGGCGACAACUGGAACGGCAUCAUGAAGGACACCCUGCGUGACUGCGCCCAGGAGGAGGGCCUCUGCUACAACACGGUGGUGUCGCCCCUCUACUUCGUGUCCUUCGUGCUGACGGCGCAGUUCGUGCUGGUCAACGUGGUCAUCGCCGUCCUCAUGAAGCACCUGGAGGAGAGCAACAAGGAGGCCAAGGAGGAGGCCGAGCUGGAGGCGGAGCUGGAGCUGGAGAUGCAGCUGCAGGCCAUCGGAGGAGAGGGGGGGCCCCUCUCUCCCCUGGCCCUGGGAGAGGGGAUGUGCUCUGGGGGGCCUCCCUGGAUGUCUGGGGAGCUGCAGGACAGAGGAGACUCCCCAGCCAGCCCUCCCGCUGACAUCCCCAGAGACCCUGCGCACAUAACAGCCGACUCAUCUCUCUGCCUGGAGCCUCCUUUCAUGCGGAGGGCCAUGUUUGACUCAGUGUCCCUGGUGAUCCAGGGCUCACUGGAAGGGGAGCUCAGCCUCAUGGACAACCUGUCAGGCUCCAUCUACCACUACUACGCCCUGCCCCUUCUGCCCUGCAAGUACAGCGCUGAGAAACAGAUCCCUCUAGCGGAGAUGGAGGCUCUGUCUCUGGCGUCGGAGAAAUCCUGGUCCUUAGCUCUGACGGACGACUCCGUCCCAGAUGAUUUUAACCCCCUCUUACUAACCAGUCUGGAUAGCAAUAUGGAGGUCCCAGACGACAGCGAGCAGCUGGAAGAGAACCUCCUGGGCGUGAGGAAGACGUUGGUGGGCCGCACGCACUCCCUGCCCAACGACAGCUACAUGUUCCUGCCUGUGCAGAUCCCCGGGGCCCCAGAGGGGCCACACAAGCUCUCCUCUCACAGGGCCCAGUCAGGCUCCAGCGGCUCCCUGUACUCCCAGCCCAAGGACCCGCCGCUACCCCUGCCCCCGCCCAACGAGCUGCUCCAGCCAAUCAGCCCCCACAGUCUCUCUGACUCUGAGAACAUCCCCCGCAUCCCGCCCCCCCAGCGCACACACUCCUUCACCCGCACCCUGCGCCGACAGGUCGCGGUGGCCACUGACUCGCAGGAGGCUCUGUACGCAGAGGAGAGCGACGCGGCCCCGGAGCUCAGGGGACUGCCAGCGCCCCCUGCUGGCCUCACCUCGCCACAGCAGCCCGCCGUGCUCCUGGUUCCAGCCACGCCCGGGGCCUCUCCCAAAUCAGCGCGCUCCAGCGUGCACACUCAGCACAACCCCCACGACCAGUACAACGUCUCCAAGUCCCCCCCCGCGGCGCCCCCGCCCCCCUCGCCCCCGCCCGGCCGGCAGGACGAGGACGCCGUGGACCAGGAGGUGUCGCGCAUCAUCCGGGCGGGGCUGGGGGGCAGCGCGGGCGAGGGCGGGGGCGGGGGCCGGGGCGAGGGCCGGGGCCCCUGCCUGCGGGGGCUGAAGAAGUUCCACAGCGCGGACACUCAGGGGCGGCGCGCGCUGCUCCCGCGGCCGGCCUCCUGGCUGGACGACCCGCGCCGGCACUCGGUGGAGGUGUGCUCGUCGGCGGAGAGCAGCCCCCAGCGCAGCUCCGUGUCCUCGGGGUUCGUGUCGCGCGCCGACAGCCUGCAGCAGGCCCACAUGCAGCCCUCCCCGCGCCGCAAGAAGAAGAUGAGCCCGCCCUGCAUCUCCGUGGACCCGCCCGAGGGCCGGGAGCAGCCGGCGGACAGCUGCCUGCGGCGCCGCGCCCCCUCCAGCGACUCCAAGGACUCCUUCGACCUGAGCGGAGGGGACGGCCCGCCCCCGGACCCGAAGCUGUUGACUCUGCCCAGCUUCUGCUUCGAGCAGACGAGCGGCGAGCGCUAAGCACCGACCGCCCCGGCGCACACCCACACACACUGAAAGUGCUAGUCAUAGUAAUAAUGCUGUAGAGUAAUAAUUAUAAUAAUGAUCAUUACAACUAUGGUAAACAGUCAACGAUCAUGAAGAAUAGUGACCAUCAUCAUUUUUUUCUGUACUGCCAAAACAAACAAACAAUCAACAAAGCAACAAAGCUAUACACAGUAUAAGCCAGAUAUCAGAAGCAGAAACCAGAGAUAAUAACUAUGACUGUUCCACCUCCAAACACUUGCAGUCCUUUGCAGAUGAAGCCCGUGUUCUCCUCUGAGAAGUCAGCACUGGGCCGGACAGGGCGCCCUCUGUUGGCCGCUGUGGGGACUGCUCAGUGCUGCUGUUACGGAACUGUGCCCAGGAAAGGGCAGUCUUGGAGGUACAAAGCAAUAUGAACGUUUUAGAGACCCUAUUUUCUUAAAUUAUUCGGCCAUAGUGUUUGUACAGGAUGUAGAAUUUUUUAUUUCAUUCUAUUUUUAUUUGUUAUUUUUGUGAUUUGUUUUCCAAUGUUAAAUUGUUUGUUGUUUUGUUUUAUUUUUUCACCAUAGGAUAUUUUUAGCUUUAUGGUUUUGACAAAAAAAGAAAGAAAAAACAUUUUUCAAAGUGCUGAGAUCCAUGUAUUUGUAGGAAUAAUAUAAAAAACCAACUCAUUAAACUGCUUUUUUGAUUUCUAAGCACAAGCAAUAGACCGCAGUGCAUUGAAUAUACACAGAAAACAGAUUGUGUAAUUUUACAUUGAAAAAAUAAGACAUUUAGGUACAUUUGUCAGUACACAGCCAGGUUUACCAAAAACAUGCUUUUAAAGAUGUAUGCACCAGAACAGAGAAGUCACACGUAGUCUUUAGUAAUGGACUGUUUGGUCUCUUGAAUGGCCGGGGAAAUGCAAACUAGAGAGAUACAGGUGCUAUCCCUAUCUCCUGAUAUAGCAUCAUAGAGCCACAGCCGUCUCUCUGUCUCAUGUCCUGGAUCUGGGAAUGUCUCAACAGCAGAUCAGCAUAUUGUACCCAGCCUAAAUGUAAUUAAAUUUUAGGGAUUUUUCUUGAAAGGUUUUACAUGUGAGUUUCAAAACAUAAUGUUUGACUGCUGGAAAAAAUAUAUAUUUUUCAUGUGUCAGUUAUCUAGCAAAUUUACAUGUAAUUUAAUGGAAAAGGUGUUUUCUAUCUUAACUUUGGCCAUUUAGAGUUGGCUGUCCACAUCACAGGCCAUGACAUGUAGUUUCAACCCAUUAACAGUGUUUUUUGUACUCUUGUCAACAUGACAUGAAGGUAAAAAGCUAGCAGUCACUUGUAUUACAGGUUGCUCUUGAAUGGAUAUCAGUUAUGCCAUUUAGGUAGAAAUGGAAAAUCCUCAAUGUGAUAUCAAUUCCACCAGUAAAAGAGCUGUACCGUUUUUUCUGUUGAUUAUUUUUGUUUAUUUAUUUAUUAUUUAUUACAGUCACAAACUGGAUUCUGGUUUUCUCCUCACCCACAAUCAGGACUCACAUCAGAUUUAUACAUUGUGUGUAACCACCCUAGUUAAAUCAGGUGGAUUCCUCUUUAGGAUCAGAACAGUAGCACUUUGUUAUUGCUAGUUUAUUGGUAUAACAACUCACUUUGAUGAGUUACUGUGUAUUAAAACUAGCUAUAAAUUAGAGCUAGAGUUUUUACAAAGUUAUUAAUGCAUUAUUGAAUGUAUAUACUGUAUUUUCUUUAUCUAUGAAGUUGUUAUAACUCGAUCUGACAGAUGGAACCAAAAUUAUCAGAAGAUGAUGGAAAAUCCAGAAUAUUUAAAACGAGCUAGCGUGCUAAUUUCUCAAAAGCCUUCAAGGUAUAGUCUCCAGCAUACUAUUUACCACCCUCUUCACAGACAGUGGCCCGAGAGAGAAGUGAGUCAGAAGAUGGAUGGAUUCCACAAUGGAUUCCAAACUCUAAAGAGCAAAAAUAACAAUGCAGCACAAGGUCAUUAAAAUGAAGAAACCCCAAGAAAUCUAAUCAUCACUCAAAGUAAGAAAGGCAAAGUUUAUAUUACAUCAUAGCAAGCAGGCUCCUGCCUCCCCAGGUGAAUUAAGCGUACAUUAAAUUAUACAAAUCAAAGCUGAGGAACAAGUGGCAGGUCCCCAGGCUGUGAAAACAAAGGAGAGCUUGUUAAGCACAGCUCUUGUCAGCGGAGAGACUGUGGCGGUGGAGGGAAAAAGUUUCCGGAAAACACCGGGCUUAAUUUUGAUUUUGCCAGCAAGAGUACCUACACCACACGCUGAACAGCUGGUAUUGUGACUGCUGAUUUCAGAUUGGAUUUUACAUUAUUAAACACACUUGUGCAAAUACCGUCCA